Messenger RNA from Trachymyrmex cornetzi, 795 nucleotides. RefSeq lists its product as uncharacterized. NCBI's taxonomy places the organism in Eukaryota, Metazoa, Arthropoda, Insecta, Hymenoptera, Formicidae. Gene Ontology annotation, molecular function: odorant binding; olfactory receptor activity. The record is from RefSeq and is a predicted model, not a curated record. The transcript is spliced from 3 exons. Bases 1 to 795 code for a protein of 264 amino acids. Gene Ontology annotation, biological process: sensory perception of smell; detection of chemical stimulus involved in sensory perception of smell. Gene Ontology annotation, cellular component: plasma membrane.
AUGGAUGUUAAAAAUUCUUCAGGAUACAGAGAUUUCAUGUGGGCAAUACAUCUACAACGUUUAGGAUUCGAAAUAGUGGGCUUGUGGCCUAAAUCCAACAAAUGUACUAAGAAAAGUUUGUGGCCAAAAAUUUGGGCCGGCAUCAUUUUGAUUUUAUUAAUAUUUGUUUCAACCGUUCCGAUGAUACAUGCAGUUAUACGAGUUUGGGGAAAUAUGGUACUAGUAAUAGACAGUUUACAUACAACGUUACCCCUAGUAGUAAUAUCAUUGAAAUAUAUUAUUAUAUUACGGAAACAAACAGUUGUAUUGUCAAUUGUAAACAUGAUGGCAGAAGAUUGGAUGGCAUUUAAGCUGGAUGAAGAACGAGAUGUGAUGAUAAAACGAGCACGAACAGCGCGAUUAAUUAUGACGAUUGGAUAUGUUGUCUUGAUAGUGGGGUUUAUAACAGUAGUUAUUCCUUCUUAUUUCGGCUUUGUCACAAUGUACAUAACGAAUUCCACAGUUCGGCGCAAAUCGUUACCAUUGGAGACGUAUCACUUCUACGAUACAGAUAAGAGUCCGCAGUUUGAGUUAAUAUUUUUCAUUCAGUCUGUAACACUGUCAUUGGCUGGUACCAUUUACAUAUUUAUAGAUAUGUUUCUAGUUGCAAUAGUUCUUCACAUUUGGGGUCAAUUAGAAAACUUUAGACGCCACUUAAUUAAUUUGAUCUCAUACAAAAAUUUCAAUAAAGUUUUAAUCAAUAUCGUAGUGACCCAUUUGCGUCUUAUCAGGUAUGAAUUUUUAUUUGGACAAUAG